Betta splendens (Siamese fighting fish) is the source of this 3470-nucleotide messenger RNA. It is a transcript of the gene srpk1b, whose product is annotated as SRSF protein kinase 1b. The record is from RefSeq and is a predicted model, not a curated record. Gene Ontology annotation, biological process: spliceosomal complex assembly; regulation of mRNA processing; protein phosphorylation. The transcript is spliced from 15 exons. Gene Ontology annotation, molecular function: protein kinase activity; ATP binding. Bases 351 to 2291 code for a protein of 646 amino acids. NCBI's taxonomy places the organism in Eukaryota, Metazoa, Chordata, Actinopteri, Anabantiformes, Osphronemidae.
AGCCAAGGAGAGUUCUCGGUCAGACACAGAGAGAGGAAAAAGACAGUGAAUGUGAGGGGGGUAAAGUGAGCGAGAGUCAGCGAAUGUGCUCCAAGACUCAGCCUGCAGCACAGACUCCACAUUCCUCCGUUUCUUUGUUUUUUUUUUUCUUUUUAAAUUCUGUUCACAACCUCCUCCUCCUCGCGCAAUCGCUGCUGUUAUUAGAACGGCUAUCUCUGCUUUGCCACUACACUUUUCCUGCCUCCUGCUUUUUUUCUGCCUGGCGGAUGGAGUGAGCGGAGCCUUAAACACCUGCACUCGCUCCUCUCUUGUCCUGCCCUAACCUGUCCUCCUCCUAUACAUCACAUCCCAUGGGCAUCCGUGCGUCUUGCAGACCAGAGCCUCAUGGUCGAGGAGGCGGUUCUCAACCAGGUCAGGCAGACUCUCCCCUCCCAGAGCAGGAUGAGGAGAUCCUGGGUUCAGAUGACGAUGAGCAGGAAGACCCGAAUGACUACUGCAGAGGUGGAUAUCACCAUGUGAAGAUUGGAGAUCUGUUCAAUGGCAGAUACCAUGUGAUUCGUAAGCUGGGCUGGGGGCACUUCUCCACUGUGUGGCUGGCGUGGGACAUCCCGGAGAAGCGCUUUGUGGCCAUGAAGGUUGUUAAAAGUGCUGAACAUUACACAGAGACGGCACUGGAUGAGAUUAAACUGCUCAAAUCUGUGAGAAAUACAGAUCCCAAUGACCCCAACAGAGAGAAAGUGGUGCAGCUUCUAGAUGACUUCAAAAUUUCUGGAAUGAACGGCUCUCAUGUGUGCAUGGUAUUUGAGGUGCUGGGAUAUCAUUUACUCAAAUGGAUAAUCAAAUCAAAUUAUCAAGGUCUGCCCUUACCCUGUGUUAAAAGCAUCAUACGGCAGGUUCUGCAGGGCUUAGACUACCUACACUCCAAGUGUAGAAUCAUCCAUACAGACAUCAAGCCAGAGAACAUUCUGCUCACUGUGAACGAGUCCUACAUCAAGAAAAUGGCUGCCGAAGCUACACAGUGGCAGAAGACUGGUGCUGCACCUCCCUCGGGUUCUGCAGUAAGCACAGCCCCCGCUCCCAAAGCAAUGGCCAAAAUGUCAAAAAACAAGAAGAAGAAAAUGAAGAAGAAGCAGAAGAAGCAGGCAGAGCUGCUGGAGAAGAGGAUCCAGGAGGUGGAGGGAGGCGCAACACCGGAAGGAGGGGAAGAGGAGGACGAUGAGGAGACAACCACAACAACAGAGACUACUGAGGACACAACGUCCUCAGCCACCAUUUCCAUGUCUGCCACCCUGCAAGACAUCCCUAGCCUUGCUAUCACAGACUCCACACCGGAGGAGCAGCCUCAGCAGAUGCCUGAGCUACAUAAACAGAGGGAAGGUGUGGCAGAAGAGGUCAACGGGAUGGACGUAAACAGCAACGGCCACGCCUCUACAUCAGAAAACGAGGUGAGCCCAGAGAGCCAGGCGGAUGGGACCAAGCGGUUGACAGAGGAGCAGGAGGACCAGCAGAAUGCCAACUGCCCAGAAAACACAGAGACCCACGGCACAUUAGGAAACAAAGUAGAGCAUCCAACCAGUAAUGGCUCAACUGAGGACUCGAAUAGCGACCUGCAACUCCCAGUGUCCAUCAGCCUGAACUCUGCUGUAGAUCAGAACGAAGAAGACAAGCACGAGAAGGAAGAAGAAAAGGACACGCAAGGGGAGACGAAAAGUGGACCUGAAGAUGAAGACAGUCAGAAGGGAGCAUCAGGCAAUAUGUUGGUAAACCCCCUGGAGCCUCUGAAUGCUGACAAGUUGCAGGUUAAGAUAGCUGACCUAGGCAACGCCUGCUGGGUGCAUAAACAUUUCACAGAUGACAUUCAGACGCGGCAGUAUCGCUCUCUUGAGGUGCUGAUGGGAGCUGGCUACAGCACGCCAGCAGACAUCUGGAGCACAGCCUGCAUGGCCUUCGAGCUGGCUACUGGAGAUUAUCUGUUUGAGCCCCACUCAGGAGAAGACUACUCCAGAGAUGAAGAUCACAUAGCGCUUAUUAUCGAGCUGUUGGGUAAAGUUCCUCGGAAGCUGAUCUUGGCAGGCAAAUACUCCAAGGAGUUUUUCACCAAGAAAGGUGACCUGCGUCACAUCACCAAGCUGAAGCCGUGGGGUCUGUUUGACGUAUUGGUAGAGAAGUACGAGUGGUCCAAAGAAGACGCUCACUCCUUCAGCAGCUUCCUCGCGCCCAUGCUGGACCUGGUGCCUGAAAGGAGGGCCACGGCGGCCCAGUGCCUCUCCCACCCAUGGCUCGCAACUUAGAGGCGCCUCCCGCACACCACAACAAUAGGCUUAAAAAUAUACACAGUGCACAUUAAUUUCUGCUAGAGCCUGUGGCUGCACCGUGCCUGCCCCCUCCUGUCAUGGCUCUCGGGCUUCCUACACAUACCUUCAAUAAACAGAAAGCUGCUGCUGCUGAGGCUUUGGCUUAGUAUGGAUUACACUGGUUCUAGAAAGAACUCAAUUUCGGUUUUGUUUUCUUCAGUAGCUGCUUAUCGACCCACAUCUUGCUCUGCAGUGAGUUAUUGUCUGUAAUUUUAGCUCUAGGUUAUAAAUGUCAUCGGAUUGAAAAGCAAGUUGCACUUGCACAGAAACAGGACCAUCAGAACCCCGUGCUGUCGCCACCGAUGGUCAGAGAUUGGCCCAAUCCAUCUCUGUCUGCCAGUUCGUUAAGCUUUGCUGGCUUCAGCUGUCAAAUGUGUGCAAAGAGCUUGGCAUAGCUGCAUAAUGCUAGCGACGUGUCUAGUGAAGUUCUUAGCAGUAUUAAGUUAGCUUCAGCCUGAAACGCUUCAGUACAUCUGUAUACAGACGGCACCAUCUCAAUAUUGUGCACCACGUUUGGGGCGAGACUCAUCUAAACCCUUUUAUUUUCAGGAGAUCAAAGCUGUGCAACAUUUUUAUUGAUACAGGUAUUUUUAGAAUCAACAUUAAUUCAUGGCAUCUUUGGGGGAAGCAAAGCACUCUACAGCAAAAUGUGGACAAAACUGGAGGCUCUUGGAAAAAGGCGACUUACCAAACGUUGUUUCACACCUUUUUAGUUAUUGUCCAUUUAAAAGACUAGGCUGUGUGUCGUACUGUACGCUAAUAAACGAUUUGUCUCGUGUGCAGUCCAGCGUACCAAAGAGUCGCCUUUACUCUGUCCCGCUGCAGCAUCAGCUUUGCGCCGUGUUUAGGAGAGACUGCCGCCAGUGUGGUGUGAAGGCACAAGGUCUGUGAGGUUCAGACUCUUUUUAACGCUCGUUUUGAGGAACGUUCGGGUGAUUUCCCACCGUAUGAAAGUUGAGCUUCCACAGUACAUAGGUGUUGAAUUUGAAAGUAUGGACUCUACUAAAAUCCCAGUGCUAAGAGUUCCUCAAAACCAUUGUAAUUGUUUUUCUAUACAAUCUCCAUAAAUUCUCAUUUGUUUUCUGUAAGUAAUAAGAAUAAACAUUUUUCAAACUG